AUGGAAGCGCCUUUAACUCCAACCACUCGAGAGAGUUCUAGCAGCCCUGAUCUCGACGUUACCCCCCCCUCUAAUGAGCUGAGCAGCCCAUUUACCAGACCUAGCACUAUCAGCACAGGUUCUGAACUCAAGAAAAAAUCCCACAUGACGUUCUCAAAGGUUGCUGGGGAAUCACCCAGUCUCCGUAAGGAUCGAGGCCCUCUUCCCCAGACCAAUCUGAACGCUAUCAUCGAGGAAACUCCCACUUAUCGAGCUCCUCAGUUCCGAAACAAACCAAUCUCUAUGCAUGAGCGCAACCAUGAGGCUUACAGGUUCGUGCCUCAAAACCCUAUGUCCUUCAAGUCGAAUGUGGCUGGGCCAGCCACACCAGCCUAUCCUAUCCGCCAGCCUAUUGCUCCUCCUCCUGAUCAUGCUGCUUCAAGCAGAAGCCUGUUCCCCGGAGCCUUGGCUCCAUCUCCAGCCAUUUGGGAAGGUCUAAAGGGGCACUUCAGCCAGCUCGGCAUCAACGAGCACCAAAGCAUGGCUACCCCAACAACUCUCCCCCCUUCUCAGAUACCCCUGGCUCCCAUCCAAGAGGCUCCGCGUCCUGUUCUCCCCUCUUGGCUCGAGGACGCUCUGAAGAAGGUACCAUACGUCCAGAGCCAAGAUGGAAAUCACCAAAAGCUCAGUUUGGCUGCCCGUCAACAAAAUGCCCGUGGCUUCAGGCCCAUGGCGGCUAUCACUCGCCCUGCCAGCCACACUGCCUGUGAAGAUGAAGCUCGCGAGUCUGUCUUCUCUGACAACUACAAAGGAGAACAUAACACACGAAAUGCAAGCGCUUUGAGCCUCACCCCUGAGCAGAAUUGCGCCCUCUGGCUGACCAAUCUCCCACCUGAUGUCACUCAUCAUGAACUGCUUGGACAAAUUCGCAACGUCGGACGCAUCUGGUGCUCUGUCAUCAACGAGCCUGACUGGGAGCGCCAUGAAACCGCAGCCGCAAAGGUCGUUUUCUUCACCCCUGGUCCUGCUCAACUUCUUCUCUCAAAGUCUCUCACACAGGGUAUCAGUGUUCGAGGCUUCCCUGUGCGAGUCACCCACAACCGCGUCAAGUAUGGGGAACAAGGCAUUCUGGGACCUGCAUCGCGUGUUCUCAUCAUCACCGGGAAAAGCACCUUUGUGAACCCAAGCUCCCUCACAGAGUUCUUCGAGGAGCGCUUCGUCUUUGAGGUUGACGAGAUCACCGAACUCAUCGUUCAGGGGGACGCUUCAAAGGGCGGCCGGUCGGUGGUCGAAUAUCGAUUUGGAAGCUUCCGUUGCCAGGCGCAAAUGGGUAAGAUGGCUUUGGAAAAGGAUCGCCCUCAGGGAUUUGAGAAGGUUGAGUUCGGAGAGGAUCCUUGCGAGGUUGGCGACACCCUCUCCGCCUAUGGUGUUGCUGCGGAACGUAUUCAGGGAAAGGGAAUGUGA
Fusarium proliferatum ET1 is the source of this 1443-nucleotide messenger RNA. RefSeq lists its product as uncharacterized. The transcript has a single exon. Gene Ontology annotation, molecular function: nucleic acid binding. Lineage: Eukaryota; Fungi; Ascomycota; Sordariomycetes; Hypocreales; Nectriaceae. Bases 1 to 1443 code for a protein of 480 amino acids. The record is from RefSeq and is a predicted model, not a curated record.